Messenger RNA from Seminavis robusta, 1197 nucleotides. The record is from the annotation of a GenBank genome assembly. Lineage: Eukaryota; Bacillariophyta; Bacillariophyceae; Naviculales; Naviculaceae.
AUGACGACGAAUAGUAGCAACAACCCAACCGUGACCAUUCCUCCUGUGCAACCUCAACCGCAACAGCAGCAGUCACAGCAACACCUGCAGCAGCAGCCAAUUCGCAAGACCAACGACAAUUCCAAUCCUCAGCAAGGAACUGAGCUUGGUGGUGGUGGUGCUACCCAGACAGCACCCACGGAGAGCGCUAAUCCCGUGACUCCCAUGAGACCUCAGAAUAAUAAUGGAACAGUAGACGGCCGCACAAACAUGAUGAAAAGCCCUCCCACGAAAAAGGAUUCCCGAAAGCUAUUUGUGGGAGGUCUCCCGGCAGAUGUGGUGGAGGGUGAGUUCCGAGAGUUCUUUGAGCAGUUUGGUGAGGUAGUAGACUCUGUGGUUAUGUUUGAUAGAGAAACGCGGCGAUCGCGUGGAUUUGGUUUUGUCACUUUCCGUGAUCCGGAGGUAGCCGAGAGGUUAUUGAAUACGAGACAAGAUGACGAGGCCACCGGCGGGGCACUUGCGGCUGAGAUGGCCAACGGGCAACGUGUGGGGCGUUUGGUAAUGAGAGGAAAGACUUGCGAGGUGAAGGCAGCGGAGCCCAAGGAAGCUUCCCGAUCCGCUCGUCGUGGGUAUCAGAAUCAAGGUUUUGGAGGCGGCACACCGAACCGGCGCUAUGAUAAGCCGUUCACCAGCCCCGGUGGUGUCGGUGGCCAAGGCGGCGCUCCACACCAUGUGCCGAUGGGUGCUCAUCCUUCCGUGGCUGCAUACCACGAUCCUCAUUACAUGGUUGGGCAUCACCAUCAUUACCCGAUGAUGGCCCCGCCCUACUAUCCUGCGUACCACCAUCACCCCGGAAUGUACAAUGGCGCGGGCUACCAUCAGCCUGCGCCAUCUCUAUAUGCUCCCAUGACUGCGCCAGUUCAUGACGGACAUCAUCCAGUCGUCCAACAGCCAAUUGUUCCGCCAGCUGGUGUGGAUGCGCACUUGGAAGGCCCUGCCGGACCGUUUGUCGAGCCUCACCAGGAUGCUCAUCACCUUGCCUAUGGGCAACAACCACAUGAGGGAAUGAUGCACCCUCCUUAUCCUGGACAACAAGGCGCUCACAUGAAUCCCAAGUUCGAUCCGUACUAUACAGGUGUCCCAUAUGCGCCACCUGGAACCAGCUCCUCCGCAAUGCAUCCCGCGGCUCCUGGUAUCCCCCCGAAAGAUGACAAAUAA